Molecule: messenger RNA, 857 nt
Organism: Anopheles maculipalpis
Lineage: Eukaryota; Metazoa; Arthropoda; Insecta; Diptera; Culicidae
Product: thiamin pyrophosphokinase 1
Exons: 3
Coding region: 1-855 (284 amino acids)
Biological process (GO): thiamine diphosphate biosynthetic process; thiamine metabolic process
Molecular function (GO): ATP binding; thiamine diphosphokinase activity; thiamine binding
Source: RefSeq, a predicted model, not a curated record
AUGGCCAGAAAGUGGUUCAAAGCUCUGUUUUUACAGCUCCCGAACGGUGUAGCCGGGGCAGCAAAAGGACAACAGUGGACACCAACGAGUCUGAUCGAUGGUCAUGGAUUAGACGAUGGGUUAGCGAUUGUGCUACUAAACAGACCGAUCCUGUUGGAAAAACAUUACUUCACAACACUGUGGAAUGGUGCAAAGGUACGAGUUGCCGUCGACGGUGGUACGAACCGAUGGGUUGACUUUGUGAAGAGCACCAUAAACGGCGAACAGCUAAUACAGCCUCCAGAUCUUGUGACGGGUGAUUUCGAUUCCUGCAAUCAGGAGGCCAUGCAGUACGUCGAACAGCUGAAGUGUACGAAGGGUUUUUUGUAUCUCACCCAACAGAUUGUUCACACACCCGACCAAAAUGCGACGGAUUUUACCAAAUCACUCAAGGUGCUAAAAUCGCACGGAUACGAUAAGCAAGUAACGCGUGUACUGGCACUGUGUGAAUCUUCCGGUCGGCUCGAUCAAAUUAUGGCCAACAUUAACACACUCUUCCUGUCGGAAGCGAUCCUACCGGGCGUGAAUGUGUUUCUACGAUCCAGCAAUUCACUUUCAUGGUUACUACGACCCGGCGAGCAUAGCAUCGACAUUCCGCAGCGGCUCGUAAACGAACGGAUCUGGUGCUCGCUUGUGCCGAUCGGUCAGGGUUGCGUGUGUACGACCGAGGGACUUAAAUGGAAUCUAGAUGGUAGCAGAUCGUUGCAGUUUGGCAGUAUUGUAAGUACGUCCAAUACGUACUCGAUGAACCGGGUACGCAUCACAACCGAUGGACCGUUGCUAUGGUCAAUGGGAACGACACCGAAGGACAUGUGAUA